AUUAGUGAGAAACAUGUCUCUCAAAAGGACAUUAUAUACAUGAGCUGGACAAUACCAAUAUAGUAACCACCACAACAUGCCCUUAAACAGUACACAUUCCACGACUUAAGGCACAGGAGAAACAACACACAGGUGGUGCGAUGAUAACUCAUUGUUUUGUACUAUUUCAGCAUCUUGCUCUUUUCCAAAGGUUGACCGGAGCAAAUUCCUGAUCUAUAUGUGUAUUGUCAAAGGCCCGCUACGUGACCUCUUGACCACAGCAAGAAACAACCUCACAUAUGUAUAGAAAACCUGCAUAUCAGUUCCUUUAAUGGUUCAUUGUCAUGUACAUUCUAACGUAAUGUACAGUGAAAAUAUUCAUGCUUUAUGAUUAUGAUAUUCAUGAUUAGUCUUGUAGAGCAGAAAUUGAAAUUUGGAAAUCAAACUGCCUGGUCUAUAAAAAGAAGUGCCCUUAAAACUGUAAUACUAAAGAGCAGGCAGUUAUUACUGUGGGAUCAUUUGUAACAAGAUGAUAAAUGGGGCGAUGGUGGUUUCUUUAGGAGCUGAUGAUGAAAUCUUUCACUCGUCUCAGUAAUUCGUGAAUAUUCAAAACAUCAGCUCAUAAGCUUUAUUUGACAAGAUGGCUUUAAAUAAUAAGCUCAGAUAAUUGGUGUACUACACUGACUUAUAUUAUAAAUCACUAACACUUUUGAAUAAAUAUACACUUUCGUAUUUGUCAUUCCUAUCAUCCCGGUUAUUAAUGGUCAUGGUUUAAAUAUUAUGGUAAUUAUAUUUAAAUACGGUAAGAAGAUUGAUACACAUCAAGAUGUGAUUGUGAUUUUUGGAAUGUAAUAUUUAAGAAUACCUGUUUGACAAAAAUGACAACUGAUGACAGAGCGUUUGUAGUGUGCAGACAGAUGACAGGAUUGGGUUUCCUGGUGCAACCCUUUCAGUAACACAGCUAGUACAGGUCAGGAAGUCAAUUGACCUGUGUCAGACUGGAAUGUUUACAUUCCAAGAUCCCCAGUGCAAAUACAACAUUGCGCUGCCGGUCAACAUUAAAAAUAUGUUUUAAAAAAACUAGGGAUGUAACGAUACACUCAACUCACGAUUCGAUACAAAUCACAAUACUGGGUUCAUGAUACGAUUUUAUAAAAAAAUGCAAAAAAUUUGAUUGAUAACAAAAGCUGACUGAAAAAGCACGCUUUUGUCUUUUGUAAAACAGACAAAGCAAACAAAGAAACAAAGAGCUAACCAACAUAUCUAGCUAGCUAGCUAGCUGCACAUAGUUUCCAACUUGGUCCACACCUAGGUACCAGCACAGCUCUGCAGAUAAUGGAAUCCCUGUGCCACGCGACUGCUUAUGUGAAUGGCCAGUUAGUACCUUGUUGCAGCUACUAAAGUCUAAAAAAUGAAGUCAUAAAAAAACACAGAAAAAGUAAUCUCCUGUCUAAAAAGUGUAUCACUAUUCAUUUUUCAUCUCUUUGAUUUGAACUGUGACAUUUGUAUCGCCUUUUAACAGACAUUCAAGUGACCUAAGGAGUUUAAGUGCUGUGAUCCCAACCCAAAACUCUUCACAGUUUAACCAUGUGAGAGACCUUUGUGUCAUUGGCAUGCGGCAGGAUGGUGCAAGACAGAGAUGAAGAUUUCCUCUUCAAAUGAAACAACUUCUGCAAUGGGGAAUACCAAGAACAGAAGGGCUCUUUAAACAGACAAACAGAAUCUGGCAUGAUUGGCAGAAGCCAUUAAGAAGCAGUCUGUAAAAGCAUAUUCUGACACAGCUAUAUCCAAGUAUGAGGAUCAAAUACACAAUAUCCCUUGUCUUUAUUCUGGCACUUGUCAUCAUUGAAAAGGAAAACAACAUUAUCUCGAGGGUUUCAGAUAAACUAGCCUUGAAGCAGACCCCGCAGACUCCUCUACAGCAAGGUAUCUCCUCCCCCCUUCUGCUGAAGUACAAUGGCUCCUUCACCACUCUGAGCAAGCUGGACCCAGCCUUCACCCUGAUGAAGCGGCGCCUAGAGAACUACACGGAGCAUGAGGUUGCCCCUAACGGCAGGAAGCACAUCCUCCUGCUAGCCACCACCAGGACCGGUUCUUCCUUUGUGGGCGAGUUCUUCAACCAGCAGGACGACAACAUGUUCUACCUUUUUGAGCCCCUUUGGCACGUUGAGCGUUCCCUGACGCUAGAGACCGGAGGGACAAAUUCCACGGCGGCGUCCGCAGCCUAUCGGGACGUGCUCCGCCAGCUGUUCCUGUGUGAUUUUACCAUGUUGGAGAGCUUCAUCGAACCCCGGCCCAUGGACCACAUCACCACCGCCCUCUUCCGCAGGGAAUCCAGCAGCUCUCUGUGCGAGGAGUCCGUCUGUAGCCCCAUUGUCAAGAAGGUCUUUGAGCGCUACCACUGCAGGACCAGGCGCUGUGGGCCUCUCAACCUGACGAUGGCCUCCGAAUCCUGCCUGCAGAAGGAGCACAGGGCCAUCAAGUCAGUGAGGGUGCGUCAACUCGAGACUCUGCGGCCCCUGGCCGAGGACCCGCGCCUCGACGUCAAGUUCAUCCAGCUGGUCAGGGACCCCCGGGCUGUUCUGGCCUCACGCAUGGUGGCCUUCUCUGCCAAGUACAAGAACUGGAAGAAGUGGGCAGUGGAUGGGGACGUGCCUAUCGACGAUGACGAGGUGAGGAAGCUGAAAGGCAACUGCGAUAACAUUAGGAUGUCGGCUGAGGUGGGGUUGCGACAGCCCCCCUGGCUGAGGAGACGCUACAUGCUAGUUCGCUACGAGGACAUCGCCCGAUUCCCCAUGAGGAAGGCUGCAGACAUGUACAGGUUUACCGGCAUCCCAUUCACUCCUCAGGUAAAAAACUGGAUUCUCCAAAACACUCAGGCUUCCAAGGAGGCCAGUGGUGUGUACUCAACCCAAAAAAACUCAUCAGAGCAAGUCGAGAAAUGGAGGUUCAGGAUACCAUACAAAAUAGCCCAGGUUGUGCAGAGAGUUUGUGGGCCGACAUUAAAGCUUUUUGGGUACAAAAUAGUUAACAGUGAAGCAAUGCUUACAGACAAGUCCAUCAGUUUGAUAGAGGAAAAGAAUUUCAACUUUACAUAGAAAACGUAAUAGGCCUACUUGCUGCACAAGCAAACACAAACAUUCAUAUUUACUUGGAACAAAUAGGAUGUAUGUGCCUGAAACAGACAAUUUUACAUGCACAAUGUUUUUUUGAGUAUACAUGCUCUUGUGGAAAGAUUUUGAAUACUGCCUUUCACUUUGCACCUUUUUAUGUUAUCUAUCACACUCUGUGACCAGGUUUCAGGGAUCUGUAAAGCUUUGCUCUAGUUUCCCACCACAUGCUUGUGAAUUUACACAAAAAUAAUAUAUAUAUACACUAUAUAAAUAUGAAACGAGACAGCUUGAUAAAUCAUAAAUCUAUAACACUCCAGUACAUUUGAACAGCUCCUGAACUAUUGGAAAUUACUUUAGAGGGCAGGAAGUCUGGGUUUAAGAACAAAGGCUGCUUUUAAACCAAAGAAAACUUGAAAUGAACGUUAGGAUCAAUAAAUGAAGACUUACUCUGUAAAGGAAGAAAUACUGAUCCCCGUUAUGUAUUUCCUGCAAUGCAAAACACUAAGAAGGGAUUAUUUUUCAUUUAAAUUGAACAUAUACCAUGCAUUUUAUGUUUGUUAACAGGUCAUCAUUAUAAGUUAGGCUUUUAGUGCACUCAAUUUCCCAGUGGGCGCCUCCCAUACUGUAGGUUGCUGGAUGUGCAUGUUUUUUAAUUGGCCAGAAGUCAUUUGAAGUUUUGGAGACAAGGUUGGUACCUUUUCUGUUAAACAGAUGUGUACAGUGGUACUGUAUGUACAGACAUUCCAACUGCAGCUGGUUUGCAGAAUUGUAUGAGAUUUGAUGCAAGGCUAUCGUCUAUUGACACAAGUCUCUUGGCUAAUGAUUAAAAGAGCCUAAACUGUCAUUAUAAACUGUCCAGUGCAAUUUUGAGUUUUGAUCAUAUUUUCAUAUUUUCUCAUGUUCUAGUGUUUAAUUUAAAUUUAUAAUGAACAUGCUUAUAGUGAAUGUGUAUUGCCAUACAAAUGACUACUCUACAGCUCUCUAUGCAUUCUUCAGCAACCCUCAAGUGCAAUUAUUAUUAUUAUAGUGGUCAUUACCCACCCACAUUAUAUCUCUAUCGUGACGAUGCCUUUGGACCAAAGUGGGCCAAUACGUUAAAAAAGGCAAUGUAACUAUUAAAGAAACCCAAACUAAAAGGCUGUGUGACCCUAUUCAACUGACUGUUUAUGCAAAGAUUUUCUUUAAAAAUCCUUCGAUUAUUUUCUUAAGUGACUCAGGAACCCCUCGCACCCCUUUGCUUGUACUUAGACCAAACUAACAACCUUGCCUUCGAGGAAGGAGAACUGCAUGGAGGCAGCUCUUAAACGACCAACAUGUUUACUACUGUGCUGGCCUCGCUAUUUAAGUCUCCCAACCUAGCAAUUUCCCCAAACUUUACAUAUUAUGUGGUCAGACUCAUUUUCCUCCACCUGACCCGGCACGCCUACAUAAACCCUGCGAGGAUGUAGACUGAAAAGCACAAAUGUCUCUCUCUCUCUCUCUCUCCCUGCUAGGCACACUUUUUUUCUCCCCCACUCUCUCUACCUUCUUUCUUUCUGUGACGCCCCCCCAUUCACACACAAAUACAGAACCCAGCCGACACACCCCUCCGAAUCUGUUUAGUAUCCAGUGCAGUCAAGACCAGACAGUUCAGCCAACACCGCUAUUCAUUCAUAUAAACACAUCUCUUUGUGUCUUUCCCCAGACCCACAGCUUAUCUUAUAUAUUUUCAACGACUAACGGUGCUGUCUAACUCACGCCAUCCGAGCCAUGACACGUAAAGGCACCCUAAUGAGUAGAAGCAGGGCAUUCAUAAACCCUUAUAUUGCUGCGGCUUUAUGUGUGGAGGGUGGAGUCACAGUACGGUUGAGGCAAAUAUAGAAUAGGAGAACCACUUUCCACUGAAUUAAAGCCCUUUUCCUCCCUCCAAUGAAAUAAGGGCAUUUAGCUCCAGUUACUCCACCCUCCUGCCCUGUUAUAUGGUGCCCUGCCACAUAGACCAUGAGUGGCUAAAAAUAUGCAAAGGAACUUGAAGAGGAGGACGAGGUCAGAGAGAUACCAUGCUGUCGCAUCUGUCGACACAUGGAGACGAAAUGGAGGAAAUCUAAAACUUCUCUUUCGGAUUUGAGAAACACGCGAGCCACAGACAUCAAAGAGCACCACCCUCGGUCGGUGCCCAACAAUAAUGAUUGUUGAUGUUUGAAGAGUAGACAGAUAAAUUAUGGGUUUCUCAGACAUGGGAUUCCUCUGUUGGAAUGAACAGCUUUGAGCUGAGUGAAUAGAGCUGUAACGGCUAGGCAUGGUGGUACUGUACAUGGGACAUGUUUCUUGGCCAGUAUCCUACUGUUUCAAAUAACGUGCUGGGGUUGAAAGCUGUUUUUCAUUAUCAUUUUAUGACCCUGGAUUAAAUGUCUUGUGAGCUACUGUCUUGCUGUUUGGAUUGGGCAAAUUCAAGUCUGGACAGGAAAUGAUAACCUGUGGUUUUAUUGUACGUUUUUUUUUAUCUUUAAAUUCUGUACAGCACAUAGAUUUAGACAUGGAUCUUAUCAAGUACUAGGGAUGGGCGUUGUUAAUCGGAUAUCCGAAUAUCCUAAAGUAAGUUAGUAUUCGAAUACUGUUUUCGAAUAAUUAUGAGCGUAUUGUUACUUGACAAGUCCCAAUAUCUAAUCGUGUGAAACAUAUUCUGCAUGUGUGGUUUCUUAUGUAGCUACAGGAGACAUUUGAGCUCAGUUUCCAAAAUGUAUCAGCCACAGAAGCAGCGGCAACACACUGGUGUGUGAGAUGCAAACAGAUCAGAAAGUAAAAUACAACCUUCCUGUUACAGGCAGGAAGCAAUAGCAAUGUAUCUGUUACUCAGCCACUUUCAUAAGGUAAAAGGUUGAAUGUUUCAUGAAGUUCUUUCUCCACAGAAAAUCACCCCUUUGACACUGACCUUUUUUUAUACACCAUCCAUGCAAUUUUCUGAAUUAAGGUCAAAUUUGUAUUUUGCUGAACAAGUAAGAAAUGCCACAGAGAUUGCCAACGGAUGUGGUGUCUGGUGCUUGCUAAGUCUCUUUGUAAACAUGAUUGUGAAAAAAAAUGUGGUUCCUGUGGUAGAGUUGUACUAACAUUGUCACUUAUGUGGCUGACAUUUAAAGAAGUUAUGGAUUUAAGAACCAGCAGCUCUUAUAAAGGUGUGUCACCCCUACAUAUGUUUGCACAUGACUUGUGAAGUUACAUGCCCUUUUACUGUCUAUAUAAGGCAAUGUUGUUUUUUAACGAACACAUGGUCCCAUGAUCCCAUACAGUGAGUCACAUAGCUAAAACAUAAUGUUAAGGACUACCUGUUGUAAGUUGGUCUGGCCUAAAGACCCCAAACAAAAUAUGUUUACAAAUUACAUACUCAAAUCUCUCAUUACAAAUCUCUCAGUUGGUGUUUCACCUUGUUCCAACAUGCUGUCUAAAAUUACCUCAAUUAUUUCGAGAAUGCUCUCACACACCACCAUGAGUCUUUCCUUAUUCUGUGUUUUUGGCAGUACCAACAGGUCUUCCCCUUGUUCUUAAUAUAGACAGGAUUGGAACAUGUCAUGACAAAUGGCUGUGAGUAAUGAUUAAAGGUCUCCGAAAUGUGACCAUGCCACUUUGGAACGCUGCAAAUAAAUAAGACCCUGCAUAGUUAUUCAUGACCCUAUUUGGUUUUUGACCACUUGGAAACCAUUCCUUGGAAUGCCCAGAGCCAUCUCAGGAACGAUCGGUGGGGGGAAAAGGGUCUUCUUAAGUAAAUAACUAAAGAGGGGUAAUCAGGGGGUACAAAAUAAACGGUCUCACAAAGGUCUGUUCUAUCCACAGACUGGGUCACUACCAGAUUGACCAAAUAUUGGAUUUGUGGUCCAAAGCACAGAGGAUACACCUACUGCACAUAUUGUGCUUAUUCUAAUAUAACUCGAGACAUUACAAACAGGGCACAAGCAGACUGUCACCCAUACAACUGUUAGCUCUCCUGUCAACUGCACUUCCUACAGCAAGAGGGCCAGAGGAUCAGAGUAAGUUUCACAUUCACACAACUUUCUCAUCUCACCCUCCCCAUUCUUUUCCCUGCAUAACACUGUCCUUACAAUAUAACAUUACUAGAAAAAAAACUUAUAUUUUACUAAUGUUAAUGUGAUAGAUUGAUAAUGUAUAUGAAUUUGCUGUCCUGUGCUAUUACUCACUUUUGUCAAGAUAUGUUUGAUUAACUAUACAGUCACAGUUUUUGGCCUCAGUCAAGUCAAGUAAAUUAUUCUAAAUCAUGGUAACAUUUUCUGACAUUAAUAAAUAGGUUUUCCAUUGCAGUUUGAUGAGAGAAAAAUCAUAUAGCGCAAAGUCUUCUAUUAGGACAUUGUGAUAAAAUAAGUGAAAAUAAUUGUUUGAAUUUGCAUUUGUCCAACUGUGUAGUAUUGACACUACAGGGUACACUAUUGUCUAAUAUUUGCAAUCUGAUAUCUUAAUCACUAACCGCUAGACUUAUACUCAGAGAGUUUAGAGAGUUUAUAAUGGACGGAAGACCAAGAGCUUCAAAACAUUUUCAACCUGGGUUUGUUUAAGCACCAUUUCCUCAGUUGGAGCUGUUUGGAAAACAGAGCUGAAGUCUAUCCUUACCUUGGUGCACAUCAAUACCAUCGUUUGUGUUCACAGGAGCAAGACGAAAGGUCCCUAAAAGAAUUUUGAGCUCAUGCACAUGUCACACACUUUAUCCUAUGCUACUAGUACAUUUUGCAAUAGAUUGAGAAAAGUUGAUGGAGAUGCCAUUGCAUUUGUUGCUUUUAUUCCAGAUUACAUAGGUAUAAAAUAGAAAUUGAAAAUAACAUGGGUACGUGAUGUUUAUGUCAGUUUUCGAACAUAUUCAGUGUGAUGAACAUUUUGUAUAAAUAAAAAUAAAUGUUUUAUGUUUCACAAAUGACAGGGUUGAACAUAACAGACAUUUUGAGACAUGACUCAUGAGACAGGGAAUCGCAAAGUUUCAAAUCCCUGCUGCUUGCUUGUGACAGUGCUAAUCCAUUCAUUAACUGCAAUCAGUCUGCCCUGGCCACUGUCAAAUGAAAAGGCUUCCUGUAUUAAAUUACAGAAGACACGUGGGAACCAUGUGAUACUGUUAGUGUUCCCACCACAGAUAGGAUGAAGAUGACCCAUCAGGGUGGCUGCUUAUAAAGUUUGGUUGUACAGACUGCUUAAUCUUGGCAAUAGAAUGUACAAUCUUUCACAGUUUCAAGACAUUUUGUGACUGUUAAAUAAGAAUUUGAAUCUGAAAAGAUUAAAAAUAACAAUUUGGUUACUAAUUAGAGGAUGGCCUUUCAUUGAACUGCAUUCUGUGAUGUGACUGUUUAGAUGUUUAAUAUGCAUCUUUUCAUUUAUUUCUGAUUUCUAAGAUACAAUGUGAGAACCAUGAGGAGACUAAAAGUAUACAUAUAUUUGACAUAUGAUCUAUUGUACAGUACCCAUUAGGCAACGUAAUGCCACUGAAUUCAAC
Hypomesus transpacificus is the source of this 8556-nucleotide messenger RNA. Its product is annotated as carbohydrate sulfotransferase 3-like. The transcript has 3 exons. The record is from RefSeq and is a predicted model, not a curated record. Gene Ontology annotation, biological process: carbohydrate metabolic process; N-acetylglucosamine metabolic process. Bases 1773 to 3077 code for a protein of 434 amino acids. NCBI's taxonomy places the organism in Eukaryota, Metazoa, Chordata, Actinopteri, Osmeriformes, Osmeridae. Gene Ontology annotation, cellular component: Golgi membrane. Gene Ontology annotation, molecular function: chondroitin 6-sulfotransferase activity; N-acetylglucosamine 6-O-sulfotransferase activity.